This is a messenger RNA of Radiomyces spectabilis, 1139 nucleotides long. RefSeq lists its product as uncharacterized. Lineage: Eukaryota; Fungi; Mucoromycota; Mucoromycetes; Mucorales; Radiomycetaceae. The transcript is spliced from 3 exons. Gene Ontology annotation, molecular function: DNA-binding transcription factor activity, RNA polymerase II-specific; RNA polymerase II cis-regulatory region sequence-specific DNA binding. The record is from RefSeq and is a predicted model, not a curated record. Gene Ontology annotation, cellular component: nucleus. The coding region runs from base 383 to 1048 and encodes 221 amino acids. Gene Ontology annotation, biological process: regulation of transcription by RNA polymerase II.
UUUGACUUGUAUUAUUUUAUCACCAAAAUACCAAUUCAUUUCAACGCUUCUUAUGUCAAUUUGACACGUCCAAAUAGCGCUCAAAGAAAGGCAAUGAAGGAAAAAAAAAACGACUUCUGCAACCAGCUGAAAUCGAUGGUUUUAUCAGUAUAAUUGACGCCGCCUUCGGAUUUAUAUUUCUUCUUGAACUGGAAAAGAAAAAGAAAAAAAAAGAAAAGAAAAGCAAUUUCGAGAUGGCCGCGCAGACCAUUUGGUAAAGAAGCUAAAAGAGUACGGGCCCACUGCGGCGCAAACACGCAUAGAAAGCGUCGGUUGUGUGGGUGUGGUCACUCAUCGUUGAGAUCUUGACUGUGACUACUGCUCGAAUACAUUGCAGGUGAUUAUGUCUCCUCGCUCUCAUGCUGACUCUCCCUUUGCAACCAUGUCUCAAGCCAAAGAAGAAGACAGACCUGUAUGUCAUUGGAACGAUUGCUCGUUAAAGUUUGACGAUCACACCGCUCUGGCGACUCAUUUAUCAGAAGACCAUGUCGGUUGGAAAAAGCCAGAGUAUGUUUGCGAAUGGACCAACUGCAGUCGGAAAGGCAUGAAGUGCCACAGUCGAUUUGCCCUCAUGAUGCAUCUGCGGAUACACACAGGAGAAAAACCAUUCGAGUGCACAUAUCCAGGUUGCGGCCAAAGCUUUAGUCGCCAAGAUGCGUUGAUGAAACAUCACCGUAGCGAGCAUAAUCAAAACGAACCAUUGUCAUCACAACAGAAUAGGAAAAGAAAGAGAAAACAGAGACGCGAAGCAUUUGAAGAAGAUCCACAGAUGCUGUUGCCCCUAUCAAGUGAUGAUGAAUCGUCCGCCGCCACCGAAGAGCAGAAAUACAAAUUGGCGAAAGCCAAACUGCGGUACAUCCUCAGAGAGCAUGAAAUGCUAAGCGACGAGCUCACUUCGGCACAAAGAAAAUUGAAACGGUUGCAGACCGAACGAAAGAUUCUGUUGGAGGCAUUGGUAUCGGCCGAACACUCCACAGAGGAUCACGAUGAUAUGGAUGAGGAGCCAUGAUUUGAUGUUUAAAUGAGAAAAAAGAAGAAUCUGUCUAUUUUUUUUUCUUUUUGUAGAGGAAAAAAAUAAUAAUACAAGUAUACCAUUCCAU